AUGUGGCAUAAUUCUGCGGACGGACACGAAAUCCUCGAGAAACUAAGACAUAAUAACAUAACAUGUCUGGAUAUUCGAUACAAAGAUAUAUUGUCCCAAGGGGCCAAAGAUGUUGCGGAAGCGUUGAAAAUAAAUUCAACAUUAACGACUCUUAAUAUUGCGUCAAACAAUAUAUCAUUUGAAGGGGCGCAAGCACUUGCAGAAGCAUUGAAAACAAAUUCAACGUUAACAAGACUUAAUAUUGCGCUAAACAAUAUAUCGUUUGAAGGGAGCCAAGCAGUUGCAGAAGCACUGAAAACAAAUUCAACAUUAACAAGCCUUGAUAUUGCUAAUAACAGUAUAUCCGAUGAAGGGGCCAAAGCAAUUGCGGAAGCAUUGAAAACGAACACAACACUAACGAAUCUUGCUAUUGGAAGCAAUAAUAUAUCAUUUGAGGGGGCCAAAGCAAUUGCAGAAGCAUUGAAAAUAAAUUCAGCGUUAACAAAUAUUGAUGUGGGAAAUA
Messenger RNA from Didymodactylos carnosus, 502 nucleotides. The record is from the annotation of a GenBank genome assembly. Lineage: Eukaryota; Metazoa; Rotifera; Eurotatoria; Philodinida; Philodinidae.